AUGCAGUACGGUAAAGGGAAGUCGUGUCACUACAGGUUCCUGACCAAAGGCCAACAGUGGAUUUGGCUCCAGACUCGUCACUACAUCACCUAUCACCAGUGGAACUCCAGGCCUGAGUUCAUCGUCUGCACGCACACCGUCGUCAGCUACGCGGAGGUGAGGGCAGAGCAGCGUAGAGAGCUGGGUAUCAUUGAAGAGCCGCCUCCUGAGGUAACUGUGGACAAGAGUCAAGACAGUGGAUCUGAGUGUCAGCUCAACACAGUUUCCAGCCUGAAAGAGGCCCUGGAACGCUUUGACCGUAGCCACACCCCCUCCUCCACCUCUCUGUCCUCUCACAAGACCUCCUCACAGCUCUCAGACAACACCUGUACCUCAACAGCCUCCAAGCUCCACAUGGACAUGGCCACGCCCCCUCGUCAGUCACAUGCUGCCUCCACCAUCGAGAUGACAUCACAGAGACGCUCCUCCAUCAGCAGCCAGUCUAUGAGUUCUCAGACCACGGGACACAGUGUGGCUCCCGUCCAUCCUGUGAUACAACAACACCAACAACAAGAGCCGGUGCUAGAGUUCUCAGCCCAGGUGAAUGCUAUGCAGCACCUGAAGGACCAGCUGGAGCAGAGGACCAGGAUGAUUCAGGCCAACAUCCAGAGACAGCAGGAUGAACUCCGAGCCAUACAGGACCAACUACACAGAGUACAGCCCCCGGCCAUACAGGACCAACUACACAGAGUACAGCCCCCAGCCAUACAGGACCAACUACACAGAGUACAGCCCCCAGCCAUACAGGUAGGAGGUAUAUAGACCCCAUA
This is a messenger RNA of Oncorhynchus masou masou (cherry salmon), 809 nucleotides long. Its product is annotated as circadian locomoter output cycles protein kaput-like. Gene Ontology annotation, biological process: circadian regulation of gene expression; regulation of transcription by RNA polymerase II. The coding region runs from base 1 to 801 and encodes 266 amino acids. Gene Ontology annotation, molecular function: DNA-binding transcription factor activity, RNA polymerase II-specific; E-box binding. The transcript is spliced from 6 exons. Gene Ontology annotation, cellular component: CLOCK-BMAL transcription complex. The record is from RefSeq and is a predicted model, not a curated record. Lineage: Eukaryota; Metazoa; Chordata; Actinopteri; Salmoniformes; Salmonidae.